This is a messenger RNA of Hyaena hyaena (striped hyena), 525 nucleotides long. Its product is annotated as acyl-CoA-binding domain-containing protein 5-like. Gene Ontology annotation, molecular function: fatty-acyl-CoA binding. Gene Ontology annotation, cellular component: mitochondrion. The transcript has 3 exons. Gene Ontology annotation, biological process: fatty acid metabolic process. NCBI's taxonomy places the organism in Eukaryota, Metazoa, Chordata, Mammalia, Carnivora, Hyaenidae. The record is from RefSeq and is a predicted model, not a curated record.
AUGGCAGCGAAGGCACAGAAGGACCUGGUCGUGGGCACUCCAGCUGACCCAAACAAUCCCCGGGAAAACAGCUGCGUGCACGCCAAAUCUCCAAGCACCAACUUGUCCUGGAGGGGCCACACCGACCGCGCAUCCAUGCUCCUGGCUGGGCUGGAUCCCUACAGGGAAGGCCUCUACAGGCGCUGCCAGUCAGUCUUCUGCUACAACUUCUUGCUCUUGGUCACUUCCUCCCACUCCCUGGAAUCCUUGGAAUCUGCCUGCGCGUCUCAGGCUGAGUAUGACAAAGCUUCUGAGUCUGUCAAGCACCUCAAGACCAAGCCAGCAGCUGAUGAAAUGGUGUUCAUCUAUGGCCACUACAAAUAAGCAACUGUGCAUGACAUAAACACAGAAUGGCCUGGGCUGUUGAAUCACAAAGGCAAGACCAAGUGGGAUGCCUGGAAUCAGAUGAAAGGGAGUUUCAAGGAAGAUGCAAUGAAAGUUUACGCCCACCACGUAGAAGAUCUAAAGAAAGAAUAUGGAAUAUAA